UAAUAUACAAGAUGAGAUUUAACAAACAACAAUAAAACAGUGAAUAAUUAUGAAAUAAUGAGAUGACAUUUCUUUCUUCAGAAGUGAAUAAUCAUGAUAAAGGAAACUAGAAGUGGAUCAUAAUUAAAACUAAUUUUCAUUUGCAAGAAAAGUAACAGCUGCAUGUAAACAACAUGGAUGCUUUAUUGAAUGGGAUAUUGUCCUCCAACCAUCCGGAUCAACUGAAGAAGCAGUUACUGCAUAAAAUAGCAGAUAAAGGGGCACAACCACAGGCAAUAAAAACAAUAAAAUCUGUAUUUGAACUGACUAUAAACUGGUACCUGGAAAUUGAUAAUGAGCUUGCAUCAAAUGAAGGCUUGACUAUUUUGAAAUCUUGGGCUAAACACAAUUUAUCAACUUUUGAACAAUUUUACGACAGAGAUUAUUUAGUUGGUUUACUUUUGAAAAAAUGUCGCAGAGACUGCAACAUACCGAUCCUUGUCAAAGAAUGUUUACAUCUUCUUCAACGAUCGCCUGUAUUUUAUAGUCACCUGAAAGUUGUAGAAGCCAUGGCAAUUAAUUAUGUACAGCAACAUCCUUCAAUGGCUUCUAUAGUGAACUUCAUUAGUUUGUUAAGAACUUUUAAAGAAUGCAUACCGAAAGGUGAUUUCACCUCAAAAUUUUGUGUAGCAUUGAUAAACGGAGUGGCAUUAGUAGGUCAUCCAGAUGGAAGGGUCUUAGAAUAUAUUCAGGGUUCUGAAUUAAUUUUCAAGUUCAUCAACGCGUUAUGGAACCAAGCAGAUUCUAGAUUCAUUUUGGAAUCGUUAAAAGCUGUGUUCACUCUGAUUUCUGACGAAAGCAUAGAAAUGACUUUCUGUCUUGGAGCGAUUGUUCAGCAUAUUCCAAAAGAAAUGAUUGAUAUAGUUGUUAAAUAUGCUGUGUUUGAAAGUAAUAUAGAUGAUGACAGUAUGACAAGGGCAUUAAAUAGAAUCAUAGGUUGGAUCCAGUGGCCAACAGCUGUUAAUGUCAGUGUUUGGAUUAUUGGAUUCCUACAGAGUCUUGCAGCAGAAAAGAGAUUCACUGUUUUGAUAUCUGUCACCGAGUCUAAAAUAGAACAGGUAUUCAAAGCAGUAGAGUUGUCACAAGUAAGGAAAGGUGCUUUAAAUGUAUUAACCCAUAUGUUACUGAGUUUCCAACACUCACCAGAGCCAUUCCAUAAGAUUUUACCCAAGAUUCCAAGAGUUAUGUCAAUUUUGACUACAGAAACUUCAGCACCCAGUCAAGAUUGUGCUGUUAGAUUGGCUUACCUUAUUCAUUGCUGUAUGUACCAUCAUGCUGGUUACCCUGAUCUUUAUGACCCAGUUAUGGAAAUUAUUAAGGACUUUCCACAACCAGAUCCAGAAGAAAUCCAAAAGAAGUUAGCAGAAACAAGAUGGACCAACCAGAAAGCUGGAAAUAAAAAUUAUGUUGUCAAGGUCACACAGAGGUCAGAGACAGGAAAAACAGGGUUACAUAACCUUGGCAACACAUGUUUUAUGAACAGCAUUGUACAAGCCUUAUUUAUGGCUGAUGGAUUUAGGAGAAGCAUAUUUUCACUGUCAUCCAUGGGAGAUAAAAACUUGUCAACAAAGUUACAACAACUGUUUGCAUUUCUUAGUUAUACACAGAGGCCAGCCUAUGCCCCAAUUAAUUUUCUGGCUGCUUCAAGACCGCCAUGGUUUACAGCAGGCCACCAACAAGACUGUUCAGAGUUCUUAAAAUACCUAUUGGAUCAAAUUCAUGAAGAAGAAAAAACUGCCGUAAAGAAGAAAAAAUUGAGUAUUAAAGGAAAACAAGGCCAGGCAACUACAGAAGAAGCCUCUGAAACUACAGAGGCAAAUUCUGUAAUUGAAGAUUGUUUUGGCGGGCAAGUUAAAACUACUUAUACCUGCCUCACUUGUAAGACUGAAUCUUCAAGAACUGAAUUAUUUACCGAUCUUCCUCUUGCCUUCCCUGAAUAUGGGACAUGUGAAAAAUCAUUGGUGGGGGGUGACAGUAAACGUAAUAAAAGUGGUGACUCGUCUAAAGUCAAUGAUGAAGAUAAAAAACAAAGUGAUACCACAGCUUCUAAAAAGUUACAUUUGAACGAUUUAGUGCAAUUUUAUUUCAAGCCUGAGAAAAUGACAGGCGAUAAUAAAUAUUUCUGUGAAAAGUGUGGUGAACUACAGGAUGCAGAGAGAAGUAUCAAAUUAAAACAAGUGCCUGACACUCUUAUCUUCACACUACUUCGGUUUUCCUACGAUGCCAAAAGGCAUAAACGUACUAAAAUUUUCCGUGAUGUAAAAUACCCCAGAACUUUAGUGCUUCCAAGUGACUGUGAUAGUGCUGAAACUUCAGAAAAAACAACCGACAGACGAAAAUCGGUCAGAACUAUGAUAACCAAUAAAAUUGAAGAAUGUGGUAUAAAUACAAAUACUUCCAAUUCCAAGGGUGAAAUUUAUAGUCUGUUUGGUGUUAUCAUUCAUUCUGGAGUGUCGUCUGAAAGUGGCCAUUAUUAUUGCUAUGCAAGACAUUCAUUGUUUACAAAUCCUGAAGCUUACUGUGAUAAAGUUCAAGAUUGCAAAGACGAAGAUGAAAUAGACUUCUUGCAAAAUAAGUGGUACCUCUUCAACGAUAGUUCUGUAUCCCAUGCUCAUUUUAAUUCGUUUAGUAAUGUUACACAGAGAUUCACGAAGGAUACACCAUAUAUAUUGUUGUACAAGAGAAUAACCCCUAGUCAGGCUGAAGGUCAAGAUAUUGAUUUGAAUAAGUCUCUUCAUACAUCAGAGGUGGACCCUCCAAUGAGAGCUGACCUUAGAGCUCUUGUUAAUAAGGACAAUACAUUUUUUCUGCAGGAACAAGAAACAGCAGCAAAAACAAAGUCAACAAAGAAACAGGAUGCAGCCAAUACUAGUUCCUGGUUCAACUGGAACAAUGAUGAUGACAAUGGUCCUCCAGGGAGCUGUGGGGGAGGAGAUGGAGGCAGUGGAUUUGGGGGCUUAAAUGGUGCAAAUAGAUUUAUAUUCUAAAAACACUAUAUUUUGAAGAACAAUUUUCUGUUUGGCCAUUUUACUGAUGGAAGAAAGAUAUUGUUGAUUUGUACUUAAAUCCUCUUUUUAUAAUAGCUUAAGUCAAAUUUUGAAAUUAUCCAAAGUAAAGUGACAUCUGUGAUGGAAAAAAAAACAAAAAUCUAAUGUGUAGAUGAAUUGUAAAAUUUUCACAAGGGCUAUUUUGAGAUAUUUCUUGAUUAAUUAGUAGAGUACAAAGAAACAUCCCCACAAUAAUGAU
Mytilus trossulus (common blue mussel) is the source of this 3285-nucleotide messenger RNA. RefSeq names its product ubiquitin carboxyl-terminal hydrolase 35-like. The record is from RefSeq and is a predicted model, not a curated record. The transcript is spliced from 8 exons. Gene Ontology annotation, cellular component: cytosol; nucleus. Gene Ontology annotation, molecular function: cysteine-type deubiquitinase activity. Gene Ontology annotation, biological process: protein deubiquitination. Bases 174 to 3026 code for a protein of 950 amino acids. NCBI's taxonomy places the organism in Eukaryota, Metazoa, Mollusca, Bivalvia, Mytilida, Mytilidae.